Messenger RNA from Lytechinus variegatus (green sea urchin), 1229 nucleotides. RefSeq lists its product as uncharacterized. NCBI's taxonomy places the organism in Eukaryota, Metazoa, Echinodermata, Echinoidea, Temnopleuroida, Toxopneustidae. The record is from RefSeq and is a predicted model, not a curated record. Bases 689 to 1174 code for a protein of 161 amino acids. The transcript has 3 exons.
UGGUCAUAAAAUGUUGUGAUGGAAUGUAUAAAAAUAAAGUAGAAUGGUGAAAGUUUGAAAUAAAUUGGACAAGCAAUUCAAAAUUUAGGGCUGCUUUAAAAUUUAGAAACCUAAGAUGUAGAUUUCAAAUUGGCAACUUGGAAAUUAAAUUAUGACAAGGGGCAAGGAAAACUUUCCCAUAGGGCAUAUACUUAACAAGGGGUGUGUGGAUUUCUAACUGUCUUAACUCCUAAGUACCCAUUCCUUGGGGCAGCAAUCUAAAUGUAACCCAGGUAGUAUUGUUUCAUGUCCCCAUGAAGGAAAAAUAUUAUUUGAAGUAAAACUUGAAGAAAAAUAAAUUUUAGUCAUUUUAUGUAUUGGGAGUACAUGGUCAGGUAGUCCUUUCCUUAUGUCACUAUGACAUCAUAUAUGCAGCCAAUCACGUUUCAACUUGUCUGAUUUUCCUUUUUCCUCCAGUUUUUAUUACUUGGGUUGGGUUCCCUUUGAAUUUAGUAUGUGUUGAUAAAAAAUUUUUUUUUUUCCAAAUUGUGUACAAGUACAUGCAGGCACUAUAACCCUCUUAAAGUCUUUGUCCAAACAAUUUUUUAGGAUGAUGUAACAAAUAUAGGUAUUUUUUUAUUGCUUUAAUGUGCAGAAAAAACAGACUGAACAUCAAGUAGCAUCUCGAAAUAAGGAAAUAAGUUCCAUCAUGGAUAAACUGGUGGCUAACAAAAAGCCGCUGGUUUUAGCUCAAGCAGCAAGUGGCACCAAAGGCAAAGCUGGUACUCAUCAGGCAGCGGAAAUGGAGGCGAUUAAGACUAAGUUUAAGGCCAAAACAAAGGAGAACUUAGAGCUAAAAAAACGAGUCAAGAAGUUGACAGAACUCAACAUGAGGCUUCAAAACCAGAUCCUUGAUGUAUUUGCGAAACAGUCAAGGAUGUUGGAUUUUGGUCCAUCCACCUCCACACCCAUCCUAACGCCUCCAGAUUCAGCUGCCCCUUCAGCAGACCUGGCUGCCCCAAGGCCCCCAAGUACCCCGACUGCUACUCCAGAACAAACUCAGCCAAGGAGGACCAUCCCUUCAUCUGAAGAGAAUCGUUAUAUACCUAUAGAUGGAAAGGUUUCCUUUGGAGAGAAUGUUUCCCUCACAUCCCAGCAGUGGGAGAUUCUGGCCCACCAGGGGAGCGUUUCAUGAAAGGACUUGUCGGACGUUUUAUCCGACAAGUCCCAUUUUAUCCGACAGUUACUAU